Molecule: messenger RNA, 711 nt
Organism: Cryphonectria parasitica EP155
Lineage: Eukaryota; Fungi; Ascomycota; Sordariomycetes; Diaporthales; Cryphonectriaceae
Exons: 1
Coding region: 194-520 (108 amino acids)
Source: RefSeq, a predicted model, not a curated record
UAAGGAAUGUCUACGUCUCCAUACGACUUCUCCUUCUUUCAACAGCUGGCUCGACAUCUCAUGGAUCAAUAACAGCCUUUCUGUAUGAGCCUCUCUGCUUAUCCGGCACUCUCAUUUGUCGUCGUCUCAUGUUACUUUGGGCAUGAAGCUCUGAGGUUGGAACUGCCCAUCUGCUAAAAUUUGUUCCUCUCAGAUGGCUGCCAGGAUCUUGUCAUGGCUCAUUGCGGUCUUCUCUUCUCUUCUGAUUCUUUUUCUUCGACUAAGAAGUUUCGGCGUUCGGUACUUUAUCAACCUCCAGAUUUGUCGUCCUGAUUUGGUAGGCUUUGCGGCUCAGUCCCUGGACGUUGUUGUCUCAUGGUCUCAAAAUUGUUUUCCUGCAGCAUCUUCUGGCUGCAAUAUCACCUCCUGUGGCUGCUACCAUUGCAGGGAUAAUUCGUUGUCUCUUAAAACUCAUGGCCUGCGAGGAAGCUGGAAGGAUUUGUUUCUUCAAGUGCGUCGCUUUAACGCACCUAUCGAUUGAUGAACUUAUGCUUGAGGCUCACCAUCUGAUGGUGAGCCUGAAAGCGAUCGGGCCGGGGGGGGGGGGGGGUCAUGAUGAUAAAUAUUGCGGAAAUGGCUGUCUUCUUGACGGACAUGCAUGACUGUGUGGACAGUGUCGGGGAGGUCUGAGGUCUUGACAAAUUCUUGACACAUGUCUUUCGGUUGAAGGCU